This is a messenger RNA of Acanthamoeba castellanii str. Neff, 963 nucleotides long. Its product is annotated as K+ channel tetramerization subfamily protein. Bases 1 to 963 code for a protein of 320 amino acids. Gene Ontology annotation, molecular function: protein binding. Gene Ontology annotation, biological process: protein homooligomerization. The record is from RefSeq and is a predicted model, not a curated record. Lineage: Eukaryota; Discosea; Longamoebia; Acanthamoebidae. The transcript has 2 exons.
AUGGAGACGGAGGCGGAGGUAGCUCGUGUCGCCGAGCUUCAGGCAAAGCUUGACAUGGAGCACAGCCAGUUCGAAGAGGACAAGGCGAAGAUGGCAUCGGUGGUUCAUCUUCCUUCUACGGCCGUUAUCAAGCUGGACGUCGGUGGUCGCCAGUUCAAGACCACCACCGCGACCCUGUGCAGGGAGGAGUCGAUGCUCUCGGCCAUGUUCUCGGGCAAGGGGUUCAAGGUGGAGAAAGACGAGGACGGCUUCUUCUUCAUCGACCGCCCUGGCGCGCCCUUUGAGCACAUCCUGCACUACCUCCAGACGGGGGUCUUCAUCCCCCCGACCGAUCCCGCCCUGCUCAAGGCCGUCCAGCUCGAGGCCGACUUUUACCAGAUCGAAAGCUUGAUCGACCAAUCAACGUGGCACGACUUUACCUUCUCUGAUCUCGACGACAAUCGGGGCGUCUUGUACUGGCUCGGCACCAAGAAGGGGACGGCCCUCUACCGGAGCCCGGUCGACGCCGGCUUGGUCAAGGUCGUCGGCGCAUACAACGGACGCAACCUCAUCGAGCGCACAGCAGGCGACGGCGGCUGCUGCUACGCGCUCGACCAGAGCUUCACCAUCGAACUGCCCGUCGCUGUAAGGCCCAACCGCUACUGCCUCUCCUACGCGACCGCCACCGGCUGCCGCCGCCCCGCCAACUGGUCGCUCUCGGCUUCCGUGGACGGUAAGGCCUGGGCCACGCUCUGCGCCCACGUGGACGACCGAUCGCUGAUCAAGGCCAACCGGGCCUCGUGGCCGAUCCCCGAGCAGGAGCAGGCCUUCAAGCGCUUCCAGCUCACCUGCACGGGCGCCAGCGAGGGUGACGAAGAGGACGAGGACGAGCUUGACGAGGACUACCAGGACGACGAGCCCACACCUUGCAAGUGCUUCCACGUCUGUGGCUUCGAGCUCUACGGCCAGGUGCACCUGGAGUGA